AUGGAACUGCGGAACAUGAUAUGCUUCUGGUUCACAAUCCGCUCAUUUUGCAGCACCAGAAUCAGCACCUUCGCAGAGUUGGAUGCUGCCAUUUGCAAUGGCAACACCAAAGACCACGAAUUUCGAGAGUUGUUGGAGUCGAGACCAAGUCAACUCGGGGUCUCCAUGCUUCCCUGUGCCCGGAAGGAGGCUGUGGAUCAGGUUCGGGAGCAGGAGGCGGGUGCGAGCAUGGAAGUAGAGAAAGAACGCCUUGCUGUCAGGGAUGCUCGGUGGAGCUUUUUCCAGAGUGCACUCCUUCGAGAUCAAGCGAAGCUUCAACAGGUCCAAUCUGCGCCAGAGCGCUUGGAGGCACUGAAGCACCGCAAGCUCAUGUCUUGGAGGAUUUCCCAAGCUCAAGCAGGAGAACGUGUCAUCAAGGCUUACAAAGACAAAUUUCUUCGAUGCGAUUUAGUUGCCAAAGCUGAGCUGGCACAGCAAAGAAUAAAUGAGUUCCGCCUCUUCGUCGCUCAGAGUGGCAGCUUCAAGGAGUCUGAGAUUCACUGCAUCGUUGUUUGUGACUUGAACGUGCCCGGAGCAAAAUCGACAGAAUCUAUGCAGGAACUCUGCCAGACCAUGCAGUUUUGCAACGACUUGGCACCAACUCGUUCAGUGGCCUUGGUGGAGCUCCCGGAGGUUGCAAAGAAGAGUUCGAAGCGGGGUUUGUGUGAUGAAGAGAGUGACCUUCAGAGUUGCCUUUGGAGCCUUCGCCAGAGCUGCGAUGCCAGGUGGGUGUGCACAUUCGAUGUGCAUCCGGCUGCAGAUGCACAAACAAACCGCAGGCGGUUCAACACUGGACGCCUGGUAUCCAACUUGGACGGUACGAGUGAGAACGUGUUCAUCACAGCCUCUGAACUGGGCUGCUGCGGACGCCCGCUCAUGACCAAUCCCUUGCUGCUCCCAUUGAGCAAAGACCUCAUGAUUCCUGAGAACCUUGAUGUGGAAACUGACCUGAAGGGAGCGGAGAGGCAAAGGCCAUCUCCAGAGACCUGCCAAGCGCAAAAGGGAGUUGACCGCUGGGUCGCUCUCUUGACAUCUCUCCUGACGACAAGCUCAAAUGUCUUGAAGGGAAAACCUGUCAUCGUGUUGUGCCUCACGGGGUACAUCGAAGAUGUUUUCCAGAUGAGACUCAGCAAGACGGAAUUGAAGGGCGGGUUCCAUACCGACAACUUGUUUUAUCAAUCUGUUGGAUGGAUCAACAGCAAGGACACCUUCGGGCAUUCCCGGCUGACUCGCGAGAUCACCGAUGCCUACAUCCAGCGCAAGUUCGAGCACGGUGGCCAAAGGUACUCCGUGGAUGCUCCCGAACUCACUGAGCAGGAAAUCAAUAUCAUCCCCGGUGCCAAGGCUUCGAUGGGCAGCCUGGAUGAGGUGAAAUUUGAGGUUCUCGAGUGCUCCGGGGACAAAAUGCACAUCAAAGCAGAUGAACAUCGGUUUUGGUCGGCUCAAACUGGGGAGCUCAAGACUACAUAUGAUACUUUGAGGGAGAAGCACCUUGCACUCCUUGCGGCCACAACUACGACUACGACUACGAGCUCGGGUACUGAGAGGGCAACAAGUAGUGCUGGGGCAUCCACUGCCGAGAACUCCACAGAUCAGGAUCAAGAGCCACCUGCUUCUGAUUCAAACACUGUUCUGGACUCAUUGUCGAAGCUUGAGCAGGAGAUUGGUGUCCAGUACAAGUGCAACAGCGAGAUCGGACAGGUGGAGUUGAUUGUGGGGAAAGAUGGCAGCAUUUGGCUUUUGGGUGGAGUUGACAAGUCGCUUCCUCGGCAUACUGUCGUGGGCGGUUAUGGAACCGGCCAAUGGGUCAGUGAAGAAGAGAGUGAUCCAGGGGUUCGCUUCGUGAUCACGGACGACAAGGCAUGGAUCCAGCUAGAUGAAAGUUCUUUUGCUGCUGAAGCGCAAGGCUCCUCCACUGUGACCCUCUACAAGUUGCUCAUCCGGGCAGAACGUGAAAAGGGCUUGACAGAACAUCGGUUCAGCUUCCUCGACAUUUCUCGCAAGCAAGACCUCGAGGCUGGACAGGAUGGGUUCAACAUCAAGGUCAAGACUGCAAUGAAGUUCAAAUGUGUUCGGGACCCGAGAACGGCAAGUGGAUCAGAGGAAAAGAUUACCGCGAAGAAUGUCUUCUCAAAAUGCUUGGAGAGGAACAGCGACCUGCUCAUGGACAUCUACAGAUUCCGGUAUGAGAGGGUCGGGCAAAGCUUCAAGGUUCAACGGCCUUAUGUUUGUACCACCCAGCACCUGACCUUGAGCAAGGACAAGCCCCUUAAAGUGACCAAAUAG
This is a messenger RNA of Durusdinium trenchii, 2325 nucleotides long. The record is from the annotation of a GenBank genome assembly. NCBI's taxonomy places the organism in Eukaryota, Dinophyceae, Suessiales, Symbiodiniaceae.